Molecule: messenger RNA, 1962 nt
Organism: Adineta steineri
Lineage: Eukaryota; Metazoa; Rotifera; Eurotatoria; Adinetida; Adinetidae
Source: the annotation of a GenBank genome assembly
AUGACAGCAACACAAAAAGAUAUUCAACUAUUAAUUGAAUGUUGUAUUUGUUGUGAUUAUCUUACAGAUGUUCGUGAAACUCCAUGUUGUCAUCAAUUAUUUUGUUGUUCAUGUAUACAAUUAUGGCUUCAAACAUCAACAAAAAAUUGUCCGAGAUGUCGAUCAACAAUAUUAACAGAAGAAACUUUAACGAAAAAUAUUGUUAUUCAACGUUUCGUUGAUAAUCUACAAUUUGAUUGUCCAUAUAAAUUACAAGGUUGUCCAGCAAAAGUACCACGAUGUGAUUUAACAGAACAUAAACAAGCAUGUACAUAUUCACCAGAAAAACUCGAUAAUAAACAUCAAAAGAAGUUAGUAGAAUUACGAGCUUUAUUACGGAGAUAUAAAACAAAAAAGCCUCGUACGACUGAUAAUGAAUAUUAUGAUUUAGCAAAAUCAUUUUAUACUGAACAUGAAUUUAACGAUGCACGAGAAUGUUUACAAUUAAUUAAAGAUAAGAAAAAUUCAUCAGAAAUAAUUAUACUUGAAGCUCAAAUUGAACGAGAUGAUAGUCAUUAUGAUCAAGCAUUAGAAUUAUAUACAAAAGCUUAUUCUUUAGCGAAAUCUAUUCCUAAACGUAUUGAAAUACUCUUAGCAAAAGGAUAUUUAUAUAUUAAAAAAGCUCAAUAUGGACAAGCAAAAGAUACUUUUCAACAAGCACUUGAACUCUUAUCAGCUGACGAUCAAUCUCAAACUAAAGCGGAAAUUCUCAAUGCAUUUGGUCUUGUUGCUAAAAAAUGUUCCGAAUACGAUCAAGCUAUUACAGCAUACAAUCAAGCGCUUGAAAUUGUUGACAUACAUUCUGACUUAUGGUCUGAUAUAAUAUCUAAUCUUGCUGAUAUUCAUCGAAAGAAAGGUAAUUAUGAUGAAGCAAGAGAUCUUUAUCUUAAAUCUCUUAAUCAAAUGGAAUCUCUUUACGGACAAAAUCAUCCAUCUAUAGCUGAUAUUAUGAAUAAUCUUGGUAUGUUACUUAAGAAAGAAGGUAAAUACAAUGAAGCAUUAGAUUAUUUAAAACAUGCAAUUAAAAUUGCUAAACAUUAUUAUGGACAAGAACAUCCAACUAUUGGAAUUUAUUUAACAAAUGUUGGAGAUAUCUAUCGAAAGCAGAGUGAUUUUAAGAAAGCUGAGGCAACUUAUAAAGAAGCUUUAGCUUCAUUAGAAAAAGCAUUUGGUCCAAAUCAUAUUGAAGUUGCCGAAGUUCUUAAUUCUAUGGGUUUAGUUUUAAAAAAACGAGCUGAUUAUACAGGUGCUGAAAGUUAUUAUAAACGUGCUAUAAAAAUUGUACAUGAUACAUUUGGUCAUGAUCAAGAACAUUAUAAAUUAGGUAUUUAUUAUAAUAAUCUAGCUGAUUUAGAUCGUAAACGUAAUCGAUUUGAUUCGGCAUUACAACUUUAUCAACGUGCAUUAAAUUCUAUUGAAAAAACACUUGGUCCACAACAUUCAGAAGCAGCAGAAAUUUUACAUAAUAUUGGACAAGUUCAACAUCAGCUUGAAAAUUAUAAAGAAGCUAUUGAUUAUAUAAAUCGAGCUUUAGAUAUUAUUAAAAAAGAAUUUGGUAAUAAACAUUAUAAAUAUGGUAUGUUUCUUAAUUCUCUUGGUCUUUCAUAUGCAAUGAUGGAUGAUUAUGAAAAAGCUUAUGAAUAUAUAAAAGAAGCAUUACAAAUUCUUUUAGUUGCAUUAGGUACUGAACACAUUGAAGUUUGUGAUGUUUAUUCAAAUCUCGGUGAUAUUUGUAUGAAACUUGUUGCUGAAUCUCAUAAGAAAAAUUCCAAACAAAAUAAUAAACAAUUAAAAUUAGAUGAAGCAAAAAAAUAUUAUACACAAGCACUACGUAUUGUUCAAGCAACAUUUGGUGCUGAACAUACAAAAACGAACCAAUUUCAAUCGCUAUUAUUUAUUGUGGAUAAUUAUAAUUCGUUUUAA